AUGAUUCAGAAUUGCCUCCCGAGGGUGGGAUCGGAUCAUGUACCUAUUCGACUAGAGGUGGGAAUGCAUUGUGUCAAUCCUAGGCAGUUCCGUUUUGAGCUUGCCUGGACCACGGUAGAGGGUUUCUCGAACUUGGUGGCACAGUGGUGGGCUAGGUAUAAGGCACAGGGUUGUGGGACCUUCGUCUUGGCUAAAAAAUUGGCUUGGCUUAGGGAUGAGCUCCGAAGUUGGGCGAAGGAGAACUUUGGCUCCAUUAAGCUUAAGAAGUUGUCGCUUUUGCAUGAUCUCGAAUUGCUUGAUAUUAUCAAAGAAGCUAGGUGCCUUAACGUGGCUGAAUCUCAACGAGAGUGCGUGCUGACUGAGAACUUAGCCAUUAUUCGUAGGCAAGAGGAAUUGUACUGGAAGCAGCGCUCCCGCUUACAAUGGUUGAAGGAAGGUGAUGAAAAUACAAAAUACUUUCAUUCGGUAGCUAAUGGAAGGAAAAAUGGCAAUUAUAUGCCUUCCAUCAUUGAGGGUAAUGACACCUUUAAUUCUGCUAGAGACAUUGGAAAAGUCUUCGUACGUCGUUUCAAGGAUCUGUUUGGCCAAAAACGAGUUUUUCGUUUCAAAGUGGACCUUCGUGAUCUUUUGAAGAACAAAGCUUCUGUUGACCUAUCUUUUCUUGAAUGCCCCUUUACUCUGGAGGAAGUCAAAAGAGCGGUCUUUGACCAUGGGAGUGACAAAGCACCUGGACCGGAUGGUUUUCCGAUGCAUUUCUUUAAAACAUAA
Dioscorea cayenensis subsp. rotundata (Guinea yam) is the source of this 768-nucleotide messenger RNA. RefSeq lists its product as uncharacterized. The transcript has a single exon. The record is from RefSeq and is a predicted model, not a curated record. Bases 1 to 768 code for a protein of 255 amino acids. Lineage: Eukaryota; Viridiplantae; Streptophyta; Magnoliopsida; Dioscoreales; Dioscoreaceae.